AUGUCUCGAAAUGCUGCCUAUGUGACCCUCCUCACCAGGGAGAAUUACCUUCCGGGUGCUCUGGUUGUUGAUCAUUGCCUAAAGGCUGUACACUCGAAGUACCCCUUCGUCGUAAUGAUCACUCCUGAGCUAUCUCAGCCAGCCAGAGACGUGCUCACGAAACGGGGUAUCACUGUCAGGGAAAUACAGAGCCUACAGCCAUCGAGCGGGUCUCAUACGCUAGCAACUCACGAUGCCAGAUUCGCUGAUACCUGGACAAAGCUGAGAGGAUUUGAACUGGUCGAAUACGACCGCAUCGUCCUGAUGGAUUCUGAUAUGAUCGUCUUGAGAAAUAUGGACGAGCUCAUGGAGCUCGAUCUCCCUCAGGACUCGAUCGCAGCAGCUCACGCAUGCGCCUGCAACCCGCGCAAGCUCGCGCACUAUCCCGCGGACUGGGUGCCCGCGAACUGCGCAUAUACCCCCCUCGUGCAUCCUACUGCGAUCGCCAAUCCGACUGAGAUCACCCCUUCGAGUCCGCGGCCGUACAACCUCCUCAAUUCUGGUCUCGUCGUGCUUAACCCGUCCAAGGAGCUGUCCGCUUCGAUCAUCGACUACCUACACACUUCCCCCUUGGUCCCCACGUUCUCUUUCCCCGAUCAAGAUCUCCUCGCCGCGUUCUUCCACGGCAAAUGGAGGCCCUUGCCCUGGGUUUACAAUGCCUUGAAGACGCUUAGGAUCAUACACAAACCGUUAUGGCGAGACGAGGAGAUACGGUGCUUGCACUACAUCCUGCAUGACAAGCCGUGGCAUGAGAGGAUCGGAGAGGUUGGUACGGGCGGAGAGUACGAGGAGGUUCAUCGGUGGUGGUGGGAUCGAUUCGACACUCUGCUGGCAGAAUUGGGCGAAAGCGACCCAGACGGCCGGAACCUUGUAGCCGCUAAUGUAGCGCCAAUCCUUCCCAACUGA
Messenger RNA from Heterobasidion irregulare TC 32-1, 945 nucleotides. Its product is annotated as glycosyltransferase family 8 protein. The coding region runs from base 1 to 945 and encodes 314 amino acids. Gene Ontology annotation, molecular function: glycosyltransferase activity. The transcript has 4 exons. Lineage: Eukaryota; Fungi; Basidiomycota; Agaricomycetes; Russulales; Bondarzewiaceae. The record is from RefSeq and is a predicted model, not a curated record.